AUGGCCACAGGGGGGCGCAAACUCGUCUCCUCCCCGCCAGUCUUCUCCGAAGACGGGGGGAAGCUGCUUGUCUGCACCGGCAACACCGUCUCUGUCUACAGUGCCUCCACCGGCAUGCUGGUGCUCUCUUCCUCCUCUCUCUCUCUCUCUCUCUCUCUCUCUCUCUCUCUCUCUCUCUCUCUCUCUCUCUCUCUCUCUCUCUCUCUCUCUCUCUCUCUCUCUCUCUCUCACUGUAUCCUAGUGCAUCAAGAGGCGGAAGAAAGAUGGAUGGACUUUUCUGCUUGCGUCAGUCUGCUAACAUUACUUCAUCUUUUUUCUUCUUUCUUGUCGGGAUUGUCCUUAGUACAGGUGACGGAGUUGGAAGGGCACACUGCGCUUGUGACGUCGGUGGUUAUGGUGCCAAUGGGCCAUCCGGCAAUGAGAUUCUCGUCAUUCUGCUGGACCUCGUCGUUGGACGGUACAAUAUGUUAUUGGGACUUUUCCUUGCCGGAAUUGAUCCGGCGGGUGGAGGUCAGGCUCCCAAUAUACUGCAUGGUGCGUACGGCAUUUCCAUCCUCUUAUUACUCUCCUCGUUUCCUUUUCUUCAUUUGACAAGCACAUGAGUAGUUGAAUUUUAUUCCGUACGAAAUUUUUACCCCGCUCCCGUGUUUUCAUGCAGCUGUUAGUGUCUAGAGUUUUAUUUUAUUUUAUUUUCAGCUACGGGUUUAAUUAUCUCAGGUAAUUCCAAGUUUAUCACGUUCCGGAGAUGAUACUACAGAGAAACCAUCCGAUCAUUGCGCAUUCAUCUCAGUUGAAGAUAUUAGUAAGCCAAAUAAUCACAAGAAAGCAUUGUGUGGGCAGAUUAAGAUGUACAACUUGUCUAAGUCUAAGUUUGUUGGAGGGUUAUUGGCUGAGGUAAAGUUAUUAUGCUUUCUCUAUAGUAUUCAUCAUUGAUAUUCAGUCCGUAACCCGAUCUUGAAGUUAAGAAAACUCUCAGUUUCUGAACUUUAAUCCAAUAUCUCUACUCUUAUUAGAUAUUCAAAAAUUUUGCGUUCUAAUGGUUCGAAAUAACUGGAUUUUGAUGAAUAGCAGCCGAAUAUCCUUUGUAUUUUAUGCAUAUGUGCUUCACAGUGGUGAAGACAUCCAGAAUAACAAGGCGUCACAUUACUGACGAAUAGAAAUUCUAUCGAUGUGAAUUGUGUACGGUGAAUAUGCAAUGUUGUCAAGAAAAUAUCUCAAUUUUCUGACUUGCAAAUUCAUACAUUGAAAAGUAGAGCUGUCCGAGGACACUAUAGAGAAAGAAAAUUGUCGGAUUCCUCUGAUAUAACUGCUUACUUAGUCUAUAUAGAAUCCUUUCGUAUUCAUAGUAACUCUGAGAUAACUUGAACGAAAACAGAAGUUGGAGUCUUUUUUGGGUAUUCUUUUUAUGAUAUAGCUUUGAUAAUUGAAAGACCCAGUCACUUCACUUAUAAAGUGAAUACCUAUGCACGAAAAAUUUAUUUAUUGAUUAAAAUGCAUUAUAUUUGUAUUUCUGGGCGGAAAGUGUUUUUGGAAUUGAUAAACUCUGAAUUCCGUCUGAACUUAUUCUUGCCUUUCUUGUUAGAUUUUUCUUUUAGUGUUGAAUUCUGACGGCAUUUAAAUUUUCCUGUGAUUCGUUUGAACUCAUCUCGUAAAUUUUGAUUUAUAAGGUUAAGCUUUUCGAAUGGUCUGGACUAGUCCAUUGGAAUGCCUUGCUAUCCCUUGUUCUCCUUAUCAUUGAUGAAAACUUGUCCUUGAGCUCAUAAUCUGCUUUGUUAACCCAUCUUAUUUCAGAACUGGGCUUUACUUUAAGAACCUAGACAAUGAUGCAUUCCAAGGCAGGAAGCUGCCCGUCUUCUACGUAGUUCUUGAGUUUGAAUCAGUGAUGUAGGGUUCUCUGGUGUGAAAAUAAUUUCUGGAUUCACUUCAUUGGUCCAUAUAAAAAAUGUGAAGUCUCUUUCUUGGUGAGGAGUAAUUGAUAUGCUGAGACCAAACAGAAGUGACAAAUUUUGAAUAAUAUACCGUAAAAAACUCUUGAGCCCUUUACCUUUUUCUCCUUUUUUGAGUAAUUUUUAUUUUGUGACUUUGUGACAGUACUUUUUAGUAAGGAUAUCCUUCAGAAUAGGUAAUGCUGCACAAUUGACAGAUGGGAAAUUUAAUUGGUUACCUUUUGGGAGAUGAGGAAAUUAUGGGCAAUCUUUCUUCUUGAUCCUUCAUGGCUUGUGCUUAUUGAUCGUCCAUUAUUCGGGCUUUCAUUAAAGCUCGUGUAGAUUUGUAUCUGAUGCUAUCAUUCCGGGAUCAUGUUCUUCAGCUGAUCCGCUUUUUAUUAGUUGUGCUGUUUCUCAUGGAGGAUAGGCUUUCCGGUGGCAUUCUGACUGCUGUUUACAUCCUCAUAGUUUUGAUGUUGCAGCUUUCGUCCUAAUCAAUGAAUGUUGCUUUCGCUGUGACAACCAUAAGAUGGAUGUGCUUUAAUGUUGAAAAAUACACUAAACGAAUGUGACGAAAUAUGCAUCAACUAACAUGCAAGGAUAACAGGAUUAUGAUAGUUAUAUCACUGCGAUCAAGAUCAGAAAAAAAAUAAUUCUUGAUUGAGUUCAUUCAUUGCUUCCUAGACAUGUUUUAUAUCUUUGUAUAGACUUUUAGAUAAACUUUGUUCUAUUAUUAAUAAUAAUCCACUCUCCUUAUGGCAGACGAUGAAAUAAUUGUUAUUAUCAACCCUCAUUAUGAAAUUUGAUUUGCCAAUUAAUUUGAACGCCUCUCAUCUUUUAAUAAAAAAACUUAUAGGAGUUUUCUCUUUCUGAAUUACGAUGCAUUAGACACGAGAGCUGAAGAACAUUUAUACCGUCACCUGCUUAGGUCUUGAAGUUUUUGAUUUUGCAGGUCUGGGUUUGAACGCUAUGAUUAUCUCCAAAUUCUGUCCAUUUAUUUCUCAUAGGAUUGAACUGUGAAACCAGUUUCUUCAUUUCAAACCUUGCUGGUAAUCUUAACCUUUAUUUUGCAACAUGCUGCUUGAGUCAGAAAAGAGAUGUGAAAAGACGAUCUUUUUAGAUGUGAAAAUGAGAAUCAAAAAAGUGCACUGAAUGUCGAUUGGAAGUGAGAAUACAAAAGAGUGUCAUUAGUAUCAUCUAGAGAGUGUGGGAUUAAAUAACUGAUUGCGGUUGUUCACAUAUAUUACGUUCAAUAUAGGUAAGACAAACUGGAGCAGUAGUUUUUUCAUUCUUGGUGUCUGAGGCUGGAACUGAAAACACAGUGUAGUACCUAGUUAACUGCUUUUGCCACAUACUGAGAUCACUUUUUCUUCAUGACCUUACUGGGAUUUUCAUAGAGAAAACCGGCCCCUAGUGAAGGCAGGGCAUCCUUGACCUGUCCAUCAUCUUUCUGGUACAUUUGUUAAUUAUCAAGCGAUUAUCUUCUAUCCAUUGCUAGAUUGGUUAGGGUUAUCCUGGCAAUUAUCAAAUGGUUUUCUGUUAGUAUAGAAGCACCAAAUUAAUGUUUUCUCCUCUAUGGGUGAUUGUUGCUCAGAUUGAUGGUUGUGCACUCGACAGUGAAAUUUAGCUUAUCCUUAUUCAGCAAUUUUUGUACUUAACAUAGUAAACAGUUGAUUUUCUAUCAAAUUUUCAAUAAUUUAGCGUGUUUUAGUGUUUUAUGUUUUCUUCUUCUUUAAUUGCAUCUUGGUAAUUUUGGUUUUCCAUUUGAUUAGCAUUCAUUCACCAAAACAUUUGGCUAACUUUUUCUCUCUUCCUUUUGUGUUUAGACUCGAAAACCAGAGGUCAUGACUGUAAGUAAAUCUGGAGAAUAUAUUGGUAUUAAAAACAAGCGGAAACUUCACAUAUGGAAGGUCCCUGUCAAAGAUUUUAGUUAUAAUGAAAUCAAAAAGAUCAAAUUGCAUCACACGAAAAGUUUGAGUACCCUUGCUUUCCAUCCAAGUGAGAGACUAGUUGCUGGAGGAGAUGUGACUGGCAGAAUUUUGUUGUGGAAAGGUUUCGGGAGGAGGAAGUUCUCAGAUACUGGACACAAGUUCAGUAAGUAUAUGUCAGAAGAUGAUGAAGAAAGGCCUGGUGUUAGGGGAGAUGAUGAUGCUGAAUUAUCCUCUACAUGGCAUUGGCAUCCCGCUGAAGUGAAAUUGCUUUCAUUCUCCUCUGAUGGAGCAUAUUUGUACUCAGGUAGACAUAGGCAUAUGAUCAAAAAAAAAAAAUAUACUUUUCUUUGAAAUCUAAGAUUAAAUGCAUGACAAAGUGAAAGCCAUUAUUGGGGGACGACGUUGAUGCUGGAUGUCCCCUUUCUUUAAAACUUAUAAAUAUUGAUUUAUGAAAACUUUUGAAAUUCAGUAGUUAAUCCUUUUGUCGAGUUUUUUGAACUUUUGCUGCUCAUAACUCUGAUCUACUGGGAAUGGAGUGGAUUCCGUUAGAUUUCGCUCAUGUAAUAUUGAUUUCCGACUCAUACUAAAAAUUUCUUCAUGGUCUUCAGGUGGAAAGGAAGGGGUUCUCGUGCUGUGGCAAAUAGACACAGGGAAGAAGAAGUUUUUACCACGAAUAGGAUCUCCUCUUCUGUAUUUUACUCAUUCUCCAGAUCCUUCACUCGCCUGUGUAAGAAUACUCUCUCAUGUUGUGAGACUUUAUAAGUGUGCUUAUUGUUUGAUGCCACUGUACUUUUUUCAAAUUUUAAUCCUAUUACUAUGUGAGAAGCAUGCAUUUCUCAAUCCUCACAAAAUCUACUAUGUUUCUAUAGUUGAAAUGACAGGUUUAGGUGCUUGGUUCCUGCUCUGGCACAUAACUGACAAGGCUCCAGGCUAAGCUUUAUGCUGUCCCGCUAGACAUUUCGCUGAAACGUUGAUGAUAUAUUAAGGCAAAGAGUACAACUUCAGUCUUAGAAUAGCCACAUCAACAAGAGAUAAAAUUAAUUGUAUACAUCUUGUUUCCAGAUUGCAGUGCUGUACUUUGAAUACAUCUUCUAGGAAGCGCGGUCAACUGAUAGAAAGAGAUUUGGUCUUACUUUUUCAUUUUAUUUCCCGUGUUUCUUCAUGCAAUAUUGGGUAGAUUUCUGUGAAGACAUUUUUUCAUUGAAAAUUUAGUAAAUGGGAAACGCCGUUAGAAGAGACAAGAACUUAAAUUUAUGUCUGGGACAUUACUUGGCCAUGAUGACUCAAUAUAUCAGUGGCUUGCUCUGGGUCCAUAUUCGUUCCUAAUAAAGGCAAACUAUCAAUUGAUGGUUAACUACUUGAGAAAUAAAAACAUAUUUGCCAUGACUGAAGUGAGAGUUGAAUAAGUCAUUACUAAAUGGAACCUAAAACAAAGAUUGCUGGUAAAAAUGAGUAGAAUAUCAUCGAAUAAGGAAGCCAUUUAUUGAAUCUGCAGAUUUUAUUGGGGAUUUUUUUUCCUUGCAUAAAUGUUUCUUUUAGCACCUUUCUUACCUUCGACACUCAGGCUACAACGGAAAAUAAAUGUUGCAGCAAACCAGAUGUUUUGCGGGGUAGAACAAAACUGAAUUGCACAAGUUUAAAAAUUGAUAAGCGGAUCCUGGAAGAGAAGGGGAAGGCUUCUUCAAACAACCCAAGAGGACAAGAAUACAGAUCCUAAAAAAGGGGGUUUCCGUCGUCUCCAAGACGAACAUCUUACUGUGAAAAGCAGAUGGUUAUCUAAUUGAGAUGAUAUUAAUGCCAGCAGAAUUGCCAGAGUUGGAGGAAAAAAAGGAUGAGAAAAUUAGAAGGGUUUUAUAGGUCACAUUUUCUGGGUAUAUUGGAAACACAAAAAGCUUUUAUUUUAAAUAUAUCAUUUGAGAUGCAAAUUCAGGGUGUUAUGGAUAAUGCUUUGUGCGUAAUCAGGGUUUGGUUGGAAUUUUAGGGUGUAGAUUGCAAGGUCUCCUUGUGUUCACCCUAGGCGAACUGAAUUACCUUGAGUUAUCUUGAGUAUCUUGAGUAUUAUCGAAUCUUUCAAUAUGGUAUGUUCUGUGAAUAUGCCCGUGGAUAGGAGACAUGGAAGGCCCGUUCAUCCUUUUAUGACGGUUAGAGAUGUGCAGCAUGCCUAUUUAUAAAAUAUAUGAUUUUUACUAAAAAACUUCUUUUUUCUGUAAUUAUUGGCGAUAAAAAAAUUAUCAUUGUAUGUCUCCAUCUGUUAUCAAAAUGCAUAUAUGUUAUCGGACAUGUUUUGCUAUUGGACAUCUCUAACUGAGUUUUUGCUCCCUCUAAACGAUAUUUGAGAUGUCCGUCAAUUUCAUGGAUGAAGUAUAUCUGUAGCAGUAGCUCCCUGUGCUGCUUGACUUCUCUUAUGAAUCUCGUUGGAUUUAAUUCUUAACCUGCUUUAAAAACUUUUGCGCGAUUUCACGUUAAAGUUAUCAUCGUGUUUCAAUACAUCGUGUUUAUUAUCUCCUUUCCUGGUUAUCUCUUCUCUCUUCGAGUGGUGGGUUGGGGACGGAUUGCUGAUAUAUUUGUCAUGCUCUUCUUGUUCUUUGAUUGUGAAGAUAUCCAUCAUCAGCAGCAUAUUUUUCUUUGAUGGUCAGGUAAUAGUUAUUUACCUUCACUGAAACAUAAUUUGUUUUUCUCAGAUAUCUUGUGCAGACAACCAAAUUCAAAUAGUCAACAUGUCCUCAAUGAAGAUUGUAAAGUCAAUAUCUGGAAUCAAGGUUUGUUUGUGUUGUUUCAUGCUGAUCAUAUUUCGUUUUGGUUAUAUAACUCUUGACAGAGAAUUUGGCAAUCAGCAAAUUAUUGUCUGACGGUCAGAAAGUCAAUAUAUUCUUUUGCAAAGCUUCAAUUUCUUCUCAAAUAUUUUUGUUAAACGUAAACCGACCUACAUUAUUGCCAACCAUUUAUCAUGGUUAUUUCUAAUAAGAUACGUGCUUGCAUGUUCUGUUCAGCUUCCUUUUUCAUUUCCGCGAGUUUAUGGAGAACUAUUCAGUGGAUUUGCCUUUGACCAUGCUGCUGGCUUUGUUGCUUUACGGACAGAAGCAUUUUGUGUACAGCUCUUCAGCUUGUUUUAUGAUGCAGAGAUUUCUCAGGUUUGUAAUAUAUUUACUUGUCUUAGUAUACACGUUUGAUGCUUUUUGUUGCAAUUUUCGUUGUUUGGUUUGGCCUGUUAGAAGAUAGAUUCGUUAAUUUGAUUGUUGGACUUCCGCUUCUAUACAGGUUCAAGUAUGUGAAAGGAACUAUCAACCUGUCGAUGACAUCACUGUAUGCUCUCUAUCACUUCAUUAUUUAAUGAAAAAUGAUUUUUGUCAUCCCACUCCUUGUUAUUGUUCCAAACUUUUCUCUUCUAAUAUGCAAAAGGCACUCUAAUUCGUCCUGCAUGUGUUUUCUCCUUUCUGUGCUUUUGCGCUGUUAAUUUUUUGCUCUUUGUCGGUCAUGACACAUUUCAUGAGGCAGCCAGUGCCAGAAACUAGCCACAGCUGAAAUGUUGAGGGGUGUACUUCAGUGGCCUUUCUCCCCUAAUGUUUAUCAGAUGCCAACCAAUAUCAUCACUGAUCUGUAAAGAAAAAGAACAAAUAUUAAUUUCGUGAAACAUUUUGAAAAUGGCAACUUUGUUAUGAUGAUGAUAUUGUGUUUUUCGCCACCCCCCCUCCCCCGGCUCUCAGUAAUUGAUGCUUGUCUUUUAUUUGAAUUUUUUAUUGAAGUUCCUUUUCUUACCGAGGACAAAUAUGCUUGAGUCUGUGGGAAGUUAUUGCUCUUUUAGUAUGGUUUGAUGCCUUUAUUUUGUCUGGUGUGGGGGAAGCAGUCUAACAUUAGGCCCAUUAAUUGGGAUGUUCCUAGUGCCUUUGGGAUUUUUUUUCUGUUUCCUUUCUCCCUUUGCGUUUUCUGGUUCCCUAAAAUUCUGUUAGUUUUCAUUUCAACUCAACCGACUAGGGUAGGAUUGCUAGUCAAAUGAAAAAUAAGAUGUCAAAGGAUCUUAGUCUGGAUCGUUAGCCAUAGAAGCCUGGUACGAGUUAAUUUUUACACAUAGAUCGUCGGUGAAUACCCUUUAUUUGGAAGGGUUCAUUGCUGCAGUAGACUUUAAUCUUGUUGUACCUCAUGGAUUUCUUUCCCUGUUUGCUUUUGUCGUAAUUGGGGUUUAAGAUGUAUGAUGCUCCCCAAAUCAACAAGCUCUACAGUGGUCAACUUUUUAACUGAUCAUUUGCUUUCCCUACCAUCUAUUCAGUUUUUAUUGUGAUGUCGAAGAUCCUGUUACUGUGUAUUCGAGAGAUCCCAAGCAACAGAUUUUAUGAGAGCUUUUAAUCCUAAAUGAAAUAAAGUCUGCAACAAUUUAUAUUUUUCUUACAGAAAAUUCAAUUGGUUCAAGUUGGGCACAUCCGAUCAAAUGAUUAGUUGUUGCGUUAUCAUGGAAAAGCUUGCUAAUGGACCAUUUUUUAAGACAAGAUUGUUAUGAUUGAUAGACAUUCGCAUCUAAUGGAUGGUAUUCAACCUGGUACAAAGAUCUUAAUGCACCCAACAUAUAAUGGAGAUCUGGAAUGAGACAUGAGAGUGGCCAAUUGUUUUUGGAGCGGAGGAAUGGAGGCUCUCAUUAUGAACCCCACAGUAACAGAUGGAGUAACGAGACAUCUGUUCGGAUAUCUGUUCUCUGUUUAAAAUAACUAUCCAGUAGUUAAACGAAUACCACAUUCUGAACAAAUGGUGUUUGCAGCGUAUAUUGUGUGGUAUGCACAACCCAUCAAAAGGGAACAAUAUGCUUUGUGGCCUUUUUUUUCUAGACUCUAUGUGAAGAAAAUACCGACGUGGAAUUUGCUUCUCUUGUCCAGAAUCAAUGGGACUCUGACGUCUGCUCCCUGGUUCUACUUAAUUUAUAUAGUUUUUUCUGCCUGUUAAUUAUUUAGUAGACCUUUGAGUACGCUUUCUGAUGACGGAUGUUGUCCAUCAGGGAUCUGGUUCUUAAAUUAUAUAAAAUUAUCGUCUCCUUUGCUAGAUUUCGUGAAAACCAGCUUAAUGGAAUAGGUCUUUGUGUUUCACUGUUAGGUUAUUUUCUGGUGAUGACCUUAUGUGACACGGAUUUUUUUGACAAAAUGUUCGUGCCGGUUCAGCUCUUUUUCAACUGAUCCUUUUUCCUCUUCAAUUCUAAUUUCUUUCACUUUUGCGUUUGCAGGUGGUUUUAUCUCUUCUUACUCUUUCCUUAGAUGGCUCAAAUAUGGGAACUGUUGAAGUUAAAUUGCCUGAGGAGGGAAUUGGAGGCCUUGUAUGUCUUAAAUUUUGGACACGUGGGUCUCGAGCUGGUGAUUAUUCUUUAUCAACUGUCGUAUAUGAACCUCACAGGUUAAUCUUUGCAUCAUCCUUUUCACUCAUCUCCAGCUUUUUAGAUAUAAACAUUGACUUUGUUAAUGCCAAUGUCUUGUUGGUACUGUAGCCUACGUGGUUGAUGCUCUGAGAUACGAAAAGUUUGUUUUCUACUAGAUGAAAAUAACAGAAGCUUGAAUAGAUGUAUGGUUUCUUAAGAUUCUUCCAUGCAUGUAUCUUAAUAUAUGGUAGAUGCUUUCUAAUAGUGUUCCUAAUGUUGGAAAAUUGAUAACCCUUGUAAAAGGAGCAUUAGAUUUUUUAUGUUUUAUGAUCAAUCUUGUUAUUCUCUUUCCAAGUUUUGUUUUCUUUGUUAUCAUUUAAUCAGCUUUAUAAUUGCAUUUUUUUUUCUGCUCUUGUUGUGUUAUGUUUCUCUGCUUAUUCAUUUUUUUAAUUGUAGUGAUGCUGGGAUUUCUGCUCUUGCUUUCCACCCUCAUAAAAGUAUGGCUGUGAGCUCUUCUUUUGGAGGUGAUUUUAAGGUAAUCCAGUUUUCCUCUCUCGUUCAUGUGUAUGUAUAUGGGUUUUUGGGUCCCUAGUAUCUAAUUGAUUCGUUUCUUUUUUCCUUCAGAUUUGGGUUUCUAAAUCUGGAGAACAGAAAUAUCAGAAGUUCCAGAAAUCUGGUUGGAGAUGUCAAUCUGUAGGUUCAUACAGGUACGCGAUUUUCAUGCUCUCCAAAAGUCCACCAUAAUUUUGAUUAGCAUUUUUUUUAAUCUUUACUUUCCUAAGAAAUGCUUUUCUGCGGGGUGUUGAGAUGAUUAGAUAUUUACAUGAACAUCAUGAACUAUUUUCAGUUUAUCUGAACAGUAAUAUAGACUUUCUGAUUACGGUUCCUGGUAUCAAUCAAAUAAAAUGCUAGAUCUGACUGUUUUUGUUUUUAGAAAAUACUUUUAGCUAACUUCGACGAAAAAUGCCUGCCCAAUAUUGAUUUUGAAGUUUAUAGGUAUUUUCGGACAAGCCAAUUCUCGCUGAAACAUGCUGGAAAUAAUGUGGACUCUCGUGAAAGGACUACAGCCAUUGAGCAUACACUUAACUGAUAAAUGAAACUGUACGAAAGAAAAUGAAUACUAAAUUAAAAAGAACUAAACAGGCGCAGUUAGUAAUAGUCCCCUGAAGAAAGCUUGGUGUUUUUAGAAUUACUGAAAUAUUACAUCCUGUGAUUCGUCGAUAUUAGGUAAAGAUGAAAUAUUGUCUGGUAAAUUGAUCAUGAAUAGUUUUAACAAUCUCCAGAUACCUUCAUGAUCUUGGUUACAAUUACGACAUAAUUGUUGUAAAUAUUUCUGCCAGGAAUGUCUCGUUAUCAGGCUUUUGCAGGAUGCGCUAUUUUCCCAUUUAAAAUCUUUAGUUAUUUUUCGGUAGUUUCAGUAAAAGAAUGGUAAAGUGUUGGUGCCAAUUCAAUGCAUAUUUCUGAGUCUUUCUUCAUACCGUACCCAGCUUUCAGUCUUAGUUCACAUGCGGUGUAAUACACACGCACCUGCUCUAAUGGCCGAUAUCUGUUAAUACUCAUCUGUACGUUGACUUGUUGGCACCCUUGGAGCGAUUUUUUCUUGGCACCCUUGUAGUUUCAUCUGUGUUAUAGCGUUUGGCUUAGGUAAUAUCUCGUGCAUGCAGGAAAAGGCCUAUGACAGCUGCUGCAUUUUCUGCUGAUGGCACUGUUCUAGCUGUUGCAGCAGAGUCAGUUGUGACGCUAUGGGAUCCUGAUACCAAUGUUCUUGUGACCGUUAUCGGAGAAACUUUCAUGGUCACCUUCUCAACUUUAUUGAGACAGUUUUAAAUUCUGAUUUUUUUUUAACUUUUUUUUCGCAACAAAUUUGUCUUUCCUCGUAACCCUCACUUAAAUUUAUGAGUUGGAUUUAGAGAAAAUAUUUUCUUACGUUUACCUUUCAUUUUCCUUAUUCAGCAGCCUAUUGUGAACCUUGUCUUUACUGGGGAUUCAAACUAUCUAGUUACAGCAUCCCGAGGUUUGAAACCACAGUUAGCUGUUUGGGAUAUGACGAGACUGUCUCUAUGCUGGUCUUAUAAGCUCUUUACAGAAGGUACAUAAUCUCCCCCACCCACCUCCUCCCCCCUGGGCUGUAAGAUUGAUGGAUGAGAGAUAAUAAUAGGUGAUCUGUAUACUCAAAUAGCCUUUAGGACUAUUUUGAGUAUAUAGAUUUAUUUGAGUAUAUACUCAAAUAAAUCUGCUUAAUGAAUCUUCUUUCUUGUGCAGCUGUUGCAUGCUCUGAGAAUGGAACUCAUUUUGCCGUCUUGGCACUUUUGCCCACUUCCAUCAAUGGUUCUACCCUCCAAGACCAGGACGGAUUAAUUUUACUUUUUGAUGCGGGACUUCCAAAUCCUGUUGCCACUUGGCUUGUGAGGAAGGUAAGUUUUUCCAUCCUUUAAGAAGCACAAGACUCGUGCCAUGUAUCUCAAAAUUCCUUCUGUUUAUGAGGCCCUCUUUAUUCACUGUUGAACCAUUUCCAUCAAGAUGAAAGAAGCAUAGAUGAUUAAUUAUCAUUCUUGGGUUUCCUCUUCUGCUUCCGAUGGCUGCAGCUUUCCGUUCUCCCUUUCUUUGAUCAUCAGCCAUGUUUAAUCAACGUCAUUGUCCAUUAAGUUGAAUAUUUUCCUUUCUUCUUAUUAUUAUGUUGCUUAUUUAGGCCAAAGGGGGCGGACUUGCUUUCUUGGAUCGUGACCCAACUCUUGAUGAUGGGAAAGUGACGGAGGGAACUGCUUCACAGUUGCUUGCAUUUAUAAACAACGAGCAUGAGUACAUUGUGUUUGAUCCAUUCACCAAUAAGGCACAUCGGAUCAGAAAAGGUGGCCAGGAUUCUCGUGUCUAUGAUGAAAAAGCAGGUAGAUACUGUUGUAUAACCUCUUCACAUUCUGGUUACUUAAUUACUUGUUUUUUAACUCAUUUUAUGAAUCAUCGUUCUAUGGCCCCAUAGAACAAGGAUCUCAGCCCCCCUGAUUGUGGAGGGGUGGACAGUGUGUUCUUAGGACAAAUGAGGAAAGGAAACCCACUUAGAUUCAGACGAAAUUAAGAGGCACUCAGGUUGUCGACAACCUGAGUCUCUACUCAAGAUGUUUCAUGUUCAUUUAUCACUCAUAUUUUAUAGUAACAAAUGUUUUUAGGCAUCUGCAAUCUUCGUUCUAUCUCCAAUCUUCUUGGAAGAACCUUUAGUUAAUAUUACAAAUGAAGAAUGAGAUCAACAGAGUGGCGAUCUCAAGAGAUUCUUUGUGACUCUCCCUCUAGAAUUGGGAGAUACCCUCUUUCCAAAUAAUUAAACAGACCAGGAACCUAACUAACUUGAGCUUCAUUCUCUCUCAGGAUCAUAUGGGUAUACUGCCGUUUAUGGAGAGCUCCCCAGAUUCAACCCUAGGGAGGAAGCGGCCCCAAUGAUUUCAUCGAUACCGUCAGACAGACCAUGGGAGACUAUAUUCACUGGGCCAUCCCAUGCUCUCGCACCUCUCACCAAGCUGUGCUCGACAUUCUUGGCGUCCUUGCUGGAAAGGAGGCCGAACAAGAAUGAAUUGGCAGCCCUCAACAGUGGCGGUGAUCUCUGA
This is a messenger RNA of Spirodela intermedia, 12784 nucleotides long. Lineage: Eukaryota; Viridiplantae; Streptophyta; Magnoliopsida; Alismatales; Araceae. The record is from the annotation of a GenBank genome assembly.